This is a messenger RNA of Sabethes cyaneus, 1207 nucleotides long. Its product is annotated as CLIP domain-containing serine protease B8-like. Gene Ontology annotation, biological process: proteolysis. Lineage: Eukaryota; Metazoa; Arthropoda; Insecta; Diptera; Culicidae. Bases 9 to 1139 code for a protein of 376 amino acids. The transcript is spliced from 4 exons. Gene Ontology annotation, molecular function: serine-type endopeptidase activity. The record is from RefSeq and is a predicted model, not a curated record.
CCGAGAGGAUGCAACCUUCGAUCGUAGGUUUGUUUUUGCUGCUGCCGACGGUCGUGUUGACCUUCACGCUACUACCGUGUGAGAUCCCGAACGAGACCACAGCCGGCUACUGCAUGACGCCGAACGUCUGUCGAGCUUAUCAGCAGUUGAAAAGUGGAGCUUUGGCUGCCGCACGGGAAACGAAAGAAUUUCUUAGACGACUUACUAGUAGUUGCUCAGGACAAGCAAUAUGUUGUACUGUGAAACAGGCUUAUCUGAACCCACGUAUUCAAGUGCUGCCGCCAGCGGAUGAUUCCUCGAAUCUGAUUACCAAUUGCGGCAUGGAGGCUACUAGGGAACACAUAAUUGGCGGAGAAAUUACCGACAUCGAUGAGUUUCCCUGGCUGGCACUGCUUUUCUAUCACUCGAAGGAAACGGAUCAGAUAACUCCCUCCUGCGGUGGUGUUCUGAUCUCGAAACGCUGGGUUCUAACCGCAGCGCACUGCAUUACCGGUCGAGGAUAUCGAAACACUGGACCACUAAAGUUUGUCCGCUUAGGAGAGCAUAAUCUGGACACGGAAGUGGAUUGCGAUAGGAAUAGAGACUGUGCCGAUCGCCCGGUCGAUUUGGCGGUGGACAAGAUUAUUCCUCAUCCGGACUAUGUCAGCACCAGUUGGGACAAGUACAAUGAUCUAGCUUUGCUUAAGCUGUCGAAAGAUGCUCCCCAUACCGAUUUCAUACGCCACAUUUGUCUACCCAGCUAUUACAACAUCACGCAAACUGAGACAGUCCGAAAAUACGUUGCUGCCGGUUGGGGGCUUACCGACAUCUACGAAAACAUCGAUAACGUUCCGAGCAAGAUCAAGCUCAAGGUCAGUCUACCACAUAUUGAGCACUCACGCUGCCAGACGGUCUACGGGAACUUCUCGAUUCGUGUGGCCGACAGUCAGAUUUGUGCCGGCGGCCGCAAGGCACAGGACACCUGCCGGGGAGACAGCGGUUCCCCGUUGAUGUACUUCAGUCAGCCGCACGAACGCUGGUUCGCCUACGGCAUCGUCAGCCGGGGUCCGUCCAGCUGCGGAACCGAAGGGGUGCCCAGCAUCUACACCAGCAUGUUCGAAUUCGACGAUUGGGUCAGCAGUACCAUGAAGGCCAACUGAUUAACGGCGACGACGACGAUGACGACAGUAGCAAGUAAGAAGAAAAUAACAUAUCCUUAUGCAACAAA